AUGUCCACCUCCCGUGGGGGGCCCGAUCAGCCCCAGCAGCCGCAGCGGCGGCUUAUGCGGACCCAGACCGCCGGGAACCUCGGCGAGACCGCUUUUGACAGUGAGGUCGUGCCGUCUUCCCUCGUCGAGAUCGCGCCGAUCCUCCGUGUCGCCAAUGAAGUCGAGAACAGCAACCCCCGGGUGGCUUACCUCUGCCGAUUUUAUGCUUUUGAGAAAGCUCAUAGGUUGGAUCCCACAUCCAGUGGACGUGGUGUUCGUCAGUUUAAGACUGCUCUCCUUCAACGUCUGGAAAGGGAAAAUGAUCCGACCUUGAAGGGGAGGGUGAAAAAAAGUGAUGCACGUGAGAUGCAGAGUUUCUACCAGCAUUAUUACAAGAAGUACAUUCAAGCUUUGCACAAUGCUGCUGACAAAGCUGACCGUGCGCAGCUUACAAAGGCAUACCAAACUGCUAAUGUUCUUUUUGAGGUGUUGAAAGCUGUUAACAUGACUCAGUCCAUUGAAGUUGAUCGGGAGAUUCAGGAGUUUCAGAACAAAGUUGCAGAAAAAACGCAGAUUUAUGUACCUUACAACAUUCUUCCUCUUGAUCCUGAUAGUGCAAAUCAAGCAAUCAUGAAAUAUCCGGAGAUCCAAGCUGCUGUUUUUGCUCUUCGUAAUACCAGAGGUCUUCCUUGGCCGAAGGAUCACAAAAAGAAAAAGGACGAAGACAUUCUAGAUUGGCUCCAAGCAAUGUUUGGCUUUCAGAAGGACAAUGUGGCAAACCAAAGGGAACAUUUGAUCCUGUUGCUGGCUAACGUACAUAUAAGGCAAUUUCCGAAACCCGAUCAACAACCAAAGUUGGAUGAGCGAGCUUUGACAGAAGUGAUGAAGAAAUUGUUCAAGAAUUACAAGAAGUGGUGCAAGUUCUUGGAUAGGAAAAGCAGUCUCUGGUUGCCGACCAUCCAGCAGGAAGUACAGCAACGGAAACUUCUCUACAUGGCUCUGUAUCUUCUUAUAUGGGGGGAAGCAGCUAACUUAAGAUUCAUGCCAGAGUGCCUCUGCUAUAUUUAUCAUCAUAUGGCUUUUGAAUUGUAUGGUAUGCUAGCUGGGAAUGUCAGUUCUGUGACUGGAGAGAAUGUAAAGCCAGCCUAUGGAGGUGAAGACGAGGCUUUCUUGAGGAAAGUGGUUACUCCGAUCUAUGAAGUGAUUGCAGAGGAAGCAAAAAGGACCAAGCGAGGAAAGUCAAAGCAUUCCCAGUGGAGGAACUAUGAUGAUUUGAAUGAAUAUUUUUGGUCAGUUGACUGCUUCCGCCUAGGUUGGCCAAUGCGUGCAGAUGCUGAUUUUUUCCAUCUUCCAGCUGGGCAAUUACGGGAGAAAAAUGGGGAUGGUAAGCCUCCCCAGGAUCGAUGGGUGGGAAAGGUCAAUUUUGUUGAAAUACGCUCAUUUUGGCAUAUCUUUAGAAGCUUUGACCGGAUGUGGAGCUUCUUCAUUUUAUGCUUACAGGCAAUGAUAAUUGUUGCUUGGAAUGGCACGGGGGAUCCAACUGCAGUCUUCUCACCUGAUGUAUUCAAGAAAGUAUUAUCCGUCUUCAUUACAGCUUCAAUAUUGAAACUUGGGCAAGCUGUUCUUGAUGUAAUACUGAGCGGGAAGGCACACAGGAGCAUGUCUUAUUUUGUGAAGUUGAGAUACAUUUUAAAGGUGGUUUCAGCAGCUGCUUGGGUUAUAAUUCUACCAGUUACUUAUGCAUAUUCAUCAGCUAACCCUGGCGGAUUUGCUCAAACUAUCAAAAGCUGGUUUGGCGGAAAUAGUUCAAGUUCACCUCCCUUGUUUAUUUUGGCUGUGGUUAUCUAUUUGGCACCAAAUAUGUUAGCUGCUGUUUUGUUCUUAUUCCCCUCCAUCCGUCGAUUCCUCGAGAGAUCCAACUAUAGAAUUGUGAUGCUCAUAAUGUGGUGGUCACAGCCUCGACUCUAUGUUGGGAGGGGAAUGCAUGAAAGCACGUUCUCCCUGUUCAAGUAUACACUGUUCUGGGUUCUUCUCAUGGUGACAAAAUUGGCUUUCAGUUACUACAUUGAGAUAAAACCUCUAGUGGGGCCGACAAAAGCUAUCAUGAGUGUUCACAUAACCAAGUUCAAGUGGCAUGAAUUCUUUCCACAAGCAAAGAACAAUAUUGGAGUUGUAAUCGCUCUUUGGGCUCCCAUCAUUCUCGUAUACUUUAUGGAUGCCCAAAUAUGGUAUGCCAUCUUCUCUACUUUAUUUGGAGGAAUCUAUGGAGCAUUUCGUCGGCUGGGAGAGAUUCGUACUCUGGGAAUGCUGAGAUCUCGUUUCCAGUCAUUGCCUGCUGCUUUUAAUGAUCGUUUGAUUCCGGAUGAAAAGAGUGAGCCAAAGAAGAAGGGACUUAGGGCUACUUUUUCUCGCAACUUAACUCAGAUCCCAUCUAACAAAGAGAAAGAGGCAGCAAGAUUUGCUCAAUUGUGGAACAAAAUAAUCACUAGUUUUAGAGAAGAAGACCUUAUAAAUGAUAGGGAAAUGAAUCUGCUGCUUGUUCCAUAUUGGGCUGAUCGCCAACUUGAAGAUAUCCAAUGGCCUCCAUUUCUGCUUGCUAGCAAAAUUCCUAUCGCAUUGGACAUGGCUAAGGACAGCAAUGGAAAGGACCGUGAGCUGAGAAAGAGGAUUGAAGUUGACGAUUACAUGUCUUGUGCUGUUCGUGAAUGCUAUGCCCAAUUUAAAAGCAUCAUCAGGUUCUUGGUCCAAGGAAAGCGCGAACAAGAUGUUAUUGAACAUAUCUUCUCUCUAGUGGACAAACACAUAGCAGAUGAUGAUCUAUUACGUGAGUUUAAGAUGAGUGCUCUUCCCAGCCUCUAUGACCAGUUUGUCAGGCUCAUCAAAUACUUGUUGACUAACAAGGCCGAGGACAGGGAUCAAGUUGUGAUUCUUUUCCAAGAUAUGCUUGAAGUUGUUACAAGGGACAUCAUGGAGGAUCACAUCUCCAGUUUGGUAGACUCGAUCCAUGGGGGUUCUGGGAACGAGGGGAUGGCCGCAUUUGAGCAGCAGUAUCAGUUGUUUGCGUCUAGUGGGGCUAUUAUUUUUCCUGUUGACCCAGUAACUGAUGCUUGGCAGGAGAAGAUUAAACGGCUUGAUCUGUUGCUUACAACAAAAGAAUCUGCGAUGGAUGUGCCAUCCAACUUAGAGGCUAGAAGGCGCAUUUCUUUCUUCUCAAAUUCAUUGUUUAUGGAAAUGCCCACUGCUCCUAAAGUUCGCAACAUGCUGUCGUUCUCGGUUCUAACUCCCUACUACACUGAGGAGGUCCUCUUCUCACUGAAAGAUCUGGAGACUCCGAAUGAAGAUGGUGUCUCCAUCCUCUUUUACUUGCAGAAGAUUUUCCCAGAUGAAUGGAACAACUUUCUUGAGAGGGUCAAAUGUAGAAAUGAAGAAGAACUCAGGGAAUCUGAUUACCUGGAGGAACAACUUCGUCUUUGGGCAUCAUACAGAGGCCAAACAUUAACUAAGACUGUAAGAGGCAUGAUGUACUACCGGGAAGCUUUGGAGCUUCAGGCUUUUCUUGAUAUGGCCAAAGAUGAAGACUUAAUGGGAGGGUACAAAGCUGUAGAAUCCAGCGCAGAGGAUCAGGCAAAUGGUGACAGGUCACUAUGGGCCCAAUGUCAGGCAGUAGCUGACAUGAAAUUCACAUAUGUGGUGUCGUGUCAACUAUAUGGGAUCCACAAAAGAUCUGGCGAUGCCCGUGCGCAGGACAUUCUCAGGCUCAUGACAACUUACCCUUCUCUUCGUGUGGCAUAUAUUGAUGAGGUUGAAGAACCUACCAUGGACGGAUCUAAAAAGGUUAACCCGAAGGGCUACUACUCCACUCUUGUGAAGGCUGUGCCAAAGUCCAAGGACUCUUCCGAACCAGCGCAGAGCUUGGAUCAGGUUAUUUAUCGGAUAAAACUUCCUGGACCUGCUAUUUUGGGUGAGGGGAAACCAGAAAAUCAAAACCACGCAAUAAUUUUCACUCGUGGAGAAGGAUUGCAGACAAUAGAUAUGAACCAGGAUAAUUAUUUGGAGGAAUCUCUCAAAAUGAGGAACUUACUGGAAGAAUUCCUCAAAAAGCAUGAUGGUGUGCGGACCCCGACAAUCCUUGGACUUCGGGAGCAUAUUUUCACAGGAAGUGUUUCAUCUCUUGCUUGGUUCAUGUCAAAUCAGGAGACUAGUUUUGUGACCAUCGGGCAGAGAUUGUUGGCCAACCCUUUGAAGGUUCGAUUUCACUACGGUCAUCCUGAUGUGUUUGAGAGGCUCUUUCACCUUACGAGGGGUGGUGUCAGUAAGGCAUCCAAGGUUAUCAAUUUGAGUGAAGAUAUCUUUGCUGGGUUCAAUUCCACUCUUCGUGAAGGCAAUGUGACUCACCACGAGUACAUACAAGUUGGAAAGGGAAGGGAUGUGGGUCUGAACCAGAUCUCGAUGUUUGAGGCCAAAAUAGCUAAUGGAAAUGGAGAGCAGACUCUAAGUAGAGACAUCUAUCGGCUUGGGCAUCGUUUUGACUUCUUCAGAAUGCUAUCGUGUUAUUUUACCACAAUUGGUUUCUACUUCAGUACUCUUAUCACAGUGCUUACUGUCUAUGUAUUUCUCUAUGGCCGUCUCUAUCUUGUUCUUAGUGGGCUUGAAGAAGGUUUGAGCACUCAGCCUGCCAUUAGGGACAAUAAGCCUUUGCAAGUGGCUCUUGCUUCUCAAUCGUUCGUUCAGAUUGGCUUCUUGAUGGCAUUACCUAUGUUGAUGGAGAUAGGUCUGGAAAGGGGAUUCAGAACUGCGCUGAGUGACUUUGUACUGAUGCAGCUUCAACUCGCUCCAGUGUUCUUCACAUUCUCUCUCGGAACAAAGACCCAUUACUAUGGAAGAACUUUGCUUCAUGGAGGUGCCAAGUAUAGGCCUACAGGCCGAGGUUUUGUGGUGUUCCAUGCCAAGUUUGCUGAUAACUACAGACUUUACUCUCGGAGUCAUUUUGUCAAGGGUUUCGAGUUGAUGAUCUUGCUUCUGGUUUACCAAAUCUUUGGUCAAUCUUACAGAGGUGCUGUUGCUUAUAUAUUGAUUACAAUUUCUAUGUGGUUCAUGGUGGGAACUUGGCUUUUCGCUCCCUUCCUGUUCAAUCCAUCGGGAUUUGAGUGGCAGAAGAUUGUCGAUGAUUGGACCGACUGGAACAAGUGGAUCAGUAACCGAGGUGGAAUUGGUGUGCCUCCUGAGAAGAGUUGGGAAUCAUGGUGGGAAGAGGAACAGGAACAUCUUGAUUCUUCUGGGAAGCGUGGAAUAAUUGCUGAGAUAUUACUGGCUCUCCGAUUCUUCAUCUAUCAGUAUGGGCUCGUUUAUCAUUUGCACAUUACGAGGAAAAACAAAAGCGUUCUGGUUUAUGGUAUAUCAUGGCUUGUGAUAUUCCUCAUAUUGUUUGUAAUGAAGACUGUAUCCGUUGGACGGAGAAAAUUCAGUGCAGAUUUCCAGCUCAUGUUCCGGCUAAUUAAGGGAAUGAUAUUCCUCACCUUCGUAGCAAUUCUCGUCACAUUGAUCGCACUCCCUCACAUGACCAUUCGAGAUAUCAUUGUUUGCAUCCUUGCCUUUAUGCCAACUGGCUGGGGAAUGCUCUUGAUUGCACAGGCAUGCAAGCGUCUUGUGAAGCGGGCAGGAUUCUGGGGAUCGGUCCGCACGCUCGCUCGGGGCUACGAGAUUGUGAUGGGGUUGCUCCUCUUCACACCGGUUGCAUUUCUUGCUUGGUUCCCGUUCGUCUCGGAAUUCCAGACGCGUAUGCUCUUCAACCAAGCCUUCAGCAGAGGUUUGCAGAUCUCCCGUAUCCUCGGAGGACACAGGAAAGACCGGUCCUCCCGCAGCAAAGAGUAACCCGUAAGUGCUGUCAGUUCAACUGGGGAUUGAGGCAGCCAUUUUUUGUUCCAUUGCCAGUGUGCUGGCGAUUUCUUUUGGGAAAACUUAGACGUGAGGCGUCGGGUGUGGAAGGCAAGAAGCGAGGCUCGACUUGUCCCUGGCUUACUAAUUUAUAGCUUUCGCGGAGUAAUUGUAUGUAAAUAGAAUUCAGAAUCUUCAACAUGGCAUUUGCUGUACGGAAUCCUGUCAUUUGCUAUUUGAAAACCUCUACUGCAUUUCGGACAGUGAGGAUUCUAAUUUCUCGCAA
Messenger RNA from Punica granatum (pomegranate), 6139 nucleotides. NCBI's taxonomy places the organism in Eukaryota, Viridiplantae, Streptophyta, Magnoliopsida, Myrtales, Lythraceae. The record is from RefSeq and is a predicted model, not a curated record.